AUGAAGUUAGCUCACUUUCUUAUGAAGUUGCGCAAUGAGCAAGUAACAAUUGAAUUAAAAAAUGGCACAACAGUAUGGGGCACUUUGCAGACUGUUUCACCCCAAAUGAAUGCAACUUUAACUGAGGUCAGACUAUCAUUACCUAGUAAAACUUCGAAGGCCUCUGUAGCGUCAGUUUAUCUCACUGGUGCUGUUCCUCAAAUUGGCGAAGGUGACAGAAGUACUACCUCAUUGCAGUACAUCAAUAUACGUGGAAACACAAUAAGGCAAAUAAUUCUUCCAGAUUCAUUGAACUUGGACGUUUUGCUCGUAGAUAAGAAUGAAGUAAGCAGGUUGAAAAGAGCAGGAAAGGUUACCAAUGAUCCUACUAGAAAGAGGAGAAUUGAACAUAAUGGCAAUUCAAACAAGAGGUUAAAACGGGCACUAUAA
Molecule: messenger RNA, 429 nt
Organism: Eremothecium cymbalariae DBVPG#7215
Lineage: Eukaryota; Fungi; Ascomycota; Saccharomycetes; Saccharomycetales; Saccharomycetaceae
Gene: SMD1
Product: mRNA splicing protein SMD1
Exons: 1
Coding region: 1-429 (142 amino acids)
Biological process (GO): RNA processing; spliceosomal snRNP assembly
Cellular component (GO): catalytic step 2 spliceosome; commitment complex; U1 snRNP
Molecular function (GO): RNA binding
Source: RefSeq, a predicted model, not a curated record